ACAAUGGUACAGGCAGCAUCACGCUGCACAAUGGUUUCCCGGCAGUGAAAGAGGGUGAUUCAGCAAGGCGCUCGACUUCUUCCGCUAAAAUCUCCCUUUCUCGUUUCCUUUUUAUGGGAGUGGGUGGUGCUGGUUAUUGGUUUACCUUUUACCUUUUCCUUUUGCGUUUUUCACAAUUUCCCUUUUUUCCUCCUGGCCCCUCAAUUUCUAGGGGGCUUUGAGUGACUUUUACGAAGGAAUUUUCUCGGUAAUUACCUAUCCAUUAUUAAUUUAAAGCAAUAUCCCCACCUCCAAAGAAUUUCUUCCUUAUUAGAGUUCGGAAUGUGGUUAAUGAAAGACAAGUAGGGAGGAUUUUGGGGGCAAACACGGCCGGAUCAGGAUCGUAGUUCUCAGUCACGGAAUGGCUAGUGUGAGAGGCACCAACUGCAGGACCACCUUCAAUUUUCGGUGUGGUAACUCAUGCCAGGAGCUACUGAAUUAGAUCCAUUUCCUAUAGAUGAGACACGAUACAAGCAGUGAAAUUGUUUUACAAUGGACUCAGGCUGGACUGGGCGGAGCAACUGGAGCAAAGGAAGCCCUGUUUAGAUGAGCAGUCCUCUUGACCGGGGAGCGGACAACGCAAAGAAGACACUGGCCUAGUAUUUAUGAGCCUCAAUUUCUUGUACUACUGCAGUGAACCUACCUUGGAUGUGAAAAUUGCCUUUUGUCAGGGAUUUGAUAAACAAGUGGAUGUGUCAUAUAUUGCCAAACAUUACAACAUGAGCAAAAGCAAAGUGGACAACCAGUUCUACAGUGUGGAAGUGGGAGAUUCAACCUUUACAGUCCUCAAGCGCUACCAGAAUCUAAAGCCUAUCGGGUCUGGGGCUCAGGGAAUAGUUUGCGCUGCGUACGAUGCGGGCCUGGACAGGAAUGUGGCCAUUAAGAAGCUCAGCAGACCUUUCCAGAACCAAACGCAUGCCAAGAGGGCCUACCGGGAGCUGGUCCUCAUGAAGUGUGUGAACCAUAAAAAUAUUAUUAGUUUAUUAAAUGUUUUCACACCCCAGAAGACACUGGAGGAGUUCCAGGAUGUUUAUUUAGUAAUGGAACUGAUGGAUGCCAACUUGUGCCAGGUGAUUCAGAUGGAAUUAGACCAUGAGCGAAUGUCUUACCUGCUGUACCAAAUGUUGUGUGGCAUCAAGCACCUUCAUUCUGCUGGCAUUAUUCACAGGGAUUUAAAACCCAGCAAUAUUGUAGUUAAGUCUGACUGCACACUGAAAAUCCUUGACUUUGGACUGGCCAGGACAGCAGGCACUAGCUUCAUGAUGACUCCUUAUGUGGUGACGCGCUACUACAGAGCCCCGGAGGUCAUUCUGGGAAUGGGCUACAAGGAGAACGUGGAUAUAUGGUCUGUGGGAUGCAUUAUGGGAGAAAUGGUUCGCCACAAAAUCCUCUUUCCAGGAAGGGACUAUAUUGACCAGUGGAAUAAGGUCAUUGAGCAACUAGGAACUCCGUGCCCAGAAUUCAUGAAGAAAUUGCAACCUACAGUGAGAAACUAUGUUGAAAAUCGCCCCAAGUAUGCAGGCCUCACCUUCCCCAAGCUCUUUCCAGAUUCCCUCUUUCCAGCAGACUCUGAGCACAACAAACUCAAAGCCAGCCAAGCCAGGGACCUGUUGUCCAAGAUGCUAGUGAUCGAUCCAGCGAAAAGGAUAUCGGUGGACGAGGCCCUACAGCACCCCUACAUCAACGUCUGGUACGACCCGGCCGAAGUGGAGGCGCCUCCGCCUCAGAUAUAUGACAAACAGUUGGAUGAAAGAGAACACACCAUUGAAGAAUGGAAAGAACUGAUCUACAAGGAAGUAAUGAAUUCAGAAGAAAAGACUAAAAACGGUGUAGUCAAAGGCCAACCUUCUCCUUCAGGUGCAGCAGUGAACAGCAGUGAGAGCCUCCCUCCAUCCUCGUCCGUCAACGACAUCUCCUCCAUGUCCACCGACCAGACCCUGGCCUCCGACACUGACAGCAGCUUGGAAGCCUCGGCAGGCCCCCUGGGUUGUUGCAGGUGACUAGCCGCCUGCCUGCGAAACCCAGCGUUCUUCAGGAGAUGAUGCGAUGGGAUACACACACAUGUAGACACACACGCACACACCCAGAUGUUGACACACGAUGACAAGAAAAUGGCAAGGCAGAGAAUCCACGUCUAGAAUCAAAACCAAUCUUUCAGCCUGCUUCCUCUACCAGAGUUCCGUACCGCAGCUAAGCGCACAUGUAAAUGUAACUUCUAGUGGCUCUUGCUUUGGGCUUUUCCCAACGAUGCUUACCACGGAAAGUGAAUCAAACCCAAUGAGAAAAGCCUUUCUCACAAGUUGUAAAUUUGAUGGCUGAAAAACCAGCAACCUGUACCUGCCCUUCCAAAUGGCAUGACAAGGGUGCAGUGGCCCCAUCCAGCAUGUGUGUUACUCUAUCUUGCAUCUACCUGCUCCUUUGGGCCUAAUGGGAUGGAUAGAGGUACAGAUCUGCAUGUGUCUGUAUUCAGACAGCACUACUUCCUUAGAGAUGCUCCUGUCAGUGUCCUCGGGGCUGUACCAAGACAUCCUGCACUGGGGUACCACACGGUCCAUUUCAUGAGAUCUAUUACUCUGACAUAAACCCAUCUGUAAUCUAGUGCCAGUAUAUAAGCUGUUUAGUUUGUUAAUCAAUUAAGCUGUAUGUCUUAUAAGAAAACAUGUAAAGGGGGAACCUAUGGGGGGAGUGAGCUCUCUCGGACCCUUGAAGAUGUAGCUUCCAAAUUUGAACUGAUUAAAUGGCACCUGUAUACCAAUUUGUAGAAAGAACAUAUGUGAUGCUUCUGGACAGUGGGCGGGGGGAGGGGAGAAUGGUCGUUUUCAGGCAUGAAAGGAUCUGACUGUCGAAGGAAGGUGUGACGAAAGCUGACGCUCUUUGCUCUGACCAUGAACACAUAGAAGAAACUAGAUGGUAGGGUUGCCCGGUGGACUGAGAUCUGAAAGAGAUUAUUGCCCAGGUAGUAGAAGACACCGACAUCCGUGUUUUAGAGUAGACAUCAUUUGUUAUUUCCAAAUUAUGAGUCACUGGAGAGGGUGGCAGGUGGUGGCGCAUGGUCAUUGUGUAUGUUGGUGGCUAUCAGGAUCCCUCCCUGGACCAGAGCCGAACUGCCUCCUUGCGAUUUCCCCCAUAGCCAAUGAAGCUAGCUAGGUGACUUUUGGAUUGUGGGUUGUGUUUUCCACCAGUGUGUUGUUUUCCAUGGCUCUACCCUAUCUAGAUUAACUGUUGGGAAGAGAAACUAUUUUCCUCUUUGUAAAGAAAAAAAAGAAUGAAAGAAUGAAAAUAACCCCCCAGAAAGCACAGAGUGAUCCUCAGUUCAGGACGACUCCACAGACAUGAUUACCCUCAGUGAGUUCCCUGUCUCCUUAUAUGGCUGAUGUUUCCUAUGGGUUUUCUUCCUUACCUUUGGCCCAUCUGACAAGAGCCAAUAAACUGAGUUUUGCCAUAGCAGUCAAGGUGACCGCAAUAACUCUGCCAACAGGUUACUGCUACUAAAGAGCUUUAGCAAUAUGAGUUUGUCUUAAAAGCCAUGAAGCAUUAGUGUCCAUGUUUAGCAAAAGCACCUGAAUUUAUCUCAGAUUAAAUGAAAGUGCUUUCCUGAGCAUUUAGCGGAGGUACUGUGGAACAUCUCGGGGGCUAUGCGAGGCAAUACCAGGGUGACUUCACAGCAAUAAGCGGUACCAGCUACAGGCUUCCCUUCUUACUCACCGUGGUGACGUAUCCAUCACCGUUAUUUGCACUCUAACCAUGUCGGUGCUCACCGAUGCGGUGAUAUUUCACUUGAAGGAGAAAACUGCAUGCAAUGGAUGACUGAUGAGUGUGACAUGACUGACAAGUGGAAUCCCGACCAAAAAAUAAAACAAAAUAGAGCAAUCAAGAGUGCUCUGAAAACUGCCUUAAAUGCCGCAGGGAAGCUUUCUCCUUUCAAGCAAUAGAGUCAAUCGGGUACCACAACCACUCCCACCAUCACAUGUGAAUAUAUUGCCACAUUUGGGAUGGGCUUCAUUAAUAAGGACAGAAAACUUUGGAUUGUGCAGCUUGUCCCCUGUAAUUAAAGUGGUCCAAUUUCAUUCUCUUGCUACCAACUUUUCUUAGUCCCGAUUGAUUUCCUCACUGCCCCAUUGCUCACUGUUCUGUUGCAGCCUCUGCUUCAUUGGACUUUGUACUUUUUGAAAAAACCUUCGCCAUGUCACUUAGCGUUUCCUUCUACUCCUUUUGUGACACUCUUCUCUUGCUAGACCAGUGGCCUCUCUACCACCUUCCUCACCGACCCCCACAUGGGAUUCAGUGGGAGAGUAGGCAGCUGUUGUAAAGACAUGGAAUCACAGAGGGAAUCCCGUCAGCCUCUGGAUGACAUCAGAGGACAGAAGGCGCUCCCCAGCUAGCAUCUGAGACGUGCCUGGCAGUUAGAUGAUCUCUCGUGUCUGUCAAAACGGUGGUUUCUUUCCCUCACAGCGAGGCAGGCAAGAACUAGACACCCUCCUUGGGAUUGUUACCUUCCCUAAGUGGUGGUAGCCUUUUCUGCCCUGUUGCAUGGUUCUUGGGAGGUGGUUACUUUUAGCCAGAUGUCUCUUAUGGAUGGGGGAAAAAUCACUCAGGAUAAAGUGUUGAUUAGAAAUAGAUGUAAGGGGUUGACUUCUUGACUGCUUGUAAGAUUCAUUGUAUUUGGUUAUCCAUGCAAGACAGCUGAUAGGGUGACAAAGAGAAUCACCACUUCAAAAGCCUGUUAGUCCUUCAUGAUCUUAUGUACAUGUGGAUAUAAUAUCUGCUGGAGAUGAUUGUUAAUAAAGAAUUAAGAGAUUA
Molecule: messenger RNA, 4839 nt
Organism: Echinops telfairi (small Madagascar hedgehog)
Lineage: Eukaryota; Metazoa; Chordata; Mammalia; Afrosoricida; Tenrecidae
Gene: MAPK10
Product: mitogen-activated protein kinase 10
Exons: 15
Coding region: 645-2039 (464 amino acids)
Biological process (GO): protein phosphorylation; JNK cascade
Cellular component (GO): nucleus; cytoplasm
Molecular function (GO): ATP binding; JUN kinase activity
Source: RefSeq, a predicted model, not a curated record